Messenger RNA from Symbiodinium sp. CCMP2456, 390 nucleotides. The record is from the annotation of a GenBank genome assembly. Lineage: Eukaryota; Dinophyceae; Suessiales; Symbiodiniaceae.
AUGCCUGGGCCUUACCCCACACAAGCCCCCCUUCAACCACUCCACCCACCACCACCGACAAGCACGCCUGGGCCUUCCCCCACACAAGCCCCCGCACAAGCAAUCCAUCCAGCCCCGAUGGCAAGCAUCCCAACGGCGGCUCCCACGGGCUCACCCAAGAGCCCGGCGCAACCUUCCUGGGCGGACUUGUCAGAGGAUCUCGCUCCACAGAACCAGCAUGAGGAGUUGCCAACUCUGCUCCCCAAGCCAAGCAAGGGCAACGGCAAGGGAAAGGGAAAGGGCAAGAAGGGCAAGAAGUCUUCCAAAGGAAGCGGCAGAAGUGACAAGUGGAGUGCGGAAUACGCCUACUCCUGGAGCUACCCCGGCUACCAGUAUGGCGGCUGGUACUGA